CCAAAAUCUUGCAUAGAAACUUGGCCCAUUAGUCAAGCAAAAGCCCUUUUCUUACAUUCACAGGAGCGACGUCGUUUAGAAUCGACUAAUCGAUCUUCUUCAUUACAGCAAAAGGAAAACAAAAUCUCUCUUACUGGACCAAGACAAGAGAAGGAAACACUGUUGGACACUGCGGCUGUUCUUCCCUACGCCAAGGGUUUAGGGUUUUUCCUCCAUUUCCACUGAAACGUCGCUUUUUUUUUAAUCGCCGAUGUCGAGCGAGCUGGCCAUUUCAACUGACAGAGUUAAGAAAUUCAUCGACGAUCUCGAAUCCCAGAAAACAAUCCUAUCCAAAUGCACCCAAUUAUUUACAACCCUAACCAACCAUUUCUCUUCCCUCCAAAAUUCCCUUUCCCUAAAAUCUCAAUCCCUCGACUCCAGAUUCAUCUCCCUUUCUUCCUCAUCUUCCCAAACCCUAGAGUCCCUUUCCCUAAGCGAGUCCUCCAUCCCUGACCGCGAAUCCGCCGCCACUGCUGGCAUCGAGGCCCAAAAAGAAUCUGCUUUAGCUGAAUUCAGAAACCCCAUGACCUCAACCCAACUCUCCGAAUCAUUAAAAUCCCUUUCCCGCCGUAUGGACUCCACGGCGUUAAUUAAAUUCAUAGUUUCCAAAAGAAAAGAAUCCGUUUCAUUACGAGCUGAGAUCUCCAACGCUUUAUCCGAAGCCGUUGACCCGCCCAGGCUUGUUUUAGAAGCUGUUGACGACUUUGUUUCACAGAAAAUUGGGAAGACGGGAGGGUUGACUGAUAAGAGAUGGGCAUGCGGAAUAUUGGUUCAAGCAUUGUUACCGGAAGCGACAUGGAAGAAGAAAAAAGGGAAAAGGCCGGUGUUUGCGAGCAGCACUGUAGAAAGGGCGGGAAAGGUGGUUGAGAAAUGGAAAGGGCAGUUGGAUGGGGAGGGAGAAGGAGUUGGGGCAGCGGAGGCGGUUAUGUUUUUGCAAAUGGUGGUUGGGUUUGAGUUGAAAGAGAGGUUUGAAGAAGCUUUUUUGAGGAAGUUGGUUGUGGAUUUCGCGUCACGGAGGGAUAUGGCUAAGCUUGCUGCUGCUUUGGGGUUUGGUGAUAAAAUAGGAGAUAUUAUUGAUGAACUAAUAAAGAAUGGUAAAGAGAUUGAGGCAGUGUACUUUGCCACGGAGGCUGGCUUGACACAGAGAUUUUCUGCUGUUUCUCUGCUUAAGUCCCAUCUCCGGAACUCCAAAAAGAAUGCAACCACUAUAAUGAAGAAUGGAAACAAUACCGCAGCUGCAACAGAGGAGUCAAACAAUUUGGAGCUGAAUUCAAUCAAAGCUAUUAUCAAAUGUGUUGAAGACCAUAAGCUUGAAUCAGAGUUCUCUGUUGAUAACUUAAGAAAGCGAGCCACUCAGCUGGAGAAAGUCAGGGCGGAUAGGAAAAAGAGUUCAUCAGCCACUGGGAAGCCUCAAAAUAAGCGAGGCCAUAAUGCUGGUAGCAGCCGGAGCAGUGGGCCACAUGCUUUCCGUCCUGCUAAAGCAUCUAAAUUUUCAAAUGCCUAUCCCCCUUUUAGUCGCAGAAAUCCAGCUUCCUCUGCACAGCAUAGCCCAGCUGCACGAUAUUCUGGACCAUACACCUAUGGUGGCCAGAAUGUUUUUGAGGGCCCUACUGCUCCUUAUGCAUCAGCAUAUGGUGUGCCACACUCUCAAAGUCCUGCUGCAGUUACUCAACAGCACUACUCACACCCUGUCGAUAACAUGAUUGCUUCUGGUUAUCGGAGCAGCGGUGCUUAUGGGGGUCAGCCUAGUUAUGGAGCAUAUGACUAUGGCUCUGCUGCACCAUCUGCGCAUCAGCCUUCUUCGUAUACCCAAUAGUGUGGAAGCAGUAACCAGACGACUGGGAAAUUUUGUGUAGACCUCAUUGGUGUACUUGCAUUUGGAAGCCUUAUCUUGUACUCCUUUUUGUGUUCGAAUAAGUGACCAUCUUUUUCCCGCGGAAGGAAAAGCUAGAAAUGGUUCAGAUUCCUGAAAAUCUAUGCUGCCUGCCCCAGCUCUAUGUCGUUGUUUUUAUUUUGAGAUGACCUAGAAAUGUUAUCACUUAUAUGACUAAGCUAAAGUGAAGGUAUAUGAAUUCUUCCAUUGUGAUACUGAUUUGUUAGAAACAUUGACAGAGACAAUGUUGGAAGGAUGAAAAUUAAAUAUUGAGUGAAUACCCACUUUGCUUUGUCUUUCUUUUAUAUGGAAAGUUUUGAUCAAGGGCCAAAAAGUUUUAUCUAGAAAAUAUUUAAUCUCAAAUUCAAGGACUUGGUUUUUUAAUUUUUUUUCUUCUUUUUAAAGGGUAGAAGAUAUACUUCCAG
Molecule: messenger RNA, 2337 nt
Organism: Durio zibethinus
Lineage: Eukaryota; Viridiplantae; Streptophyta; Magnoliopsida; Malvales; Malvaceae
Product: FRIGIDA-like protein 4a
Source: RefSeq, a predicted model, not a curated record